CGAUAUAACUCGGCUGCGCUAAUGAAGAAAAACCCUAGCAGCGGCUAUAGUUCAUCUUCUCUCUCUCGCGGUGUCCUUGCGGCUCUGUGAAGAUGAAGUUCAAUAUAGCGAAUCCGACUACUGGUUGCCAGAAGAAGCUCGAGAUCGAUGAUGAUCAGAAACUCCGGGCUUUCUUUGACAAGAGGAUCUCUCAAGAAGUCAGUGGAGAUGCCUUGGGAGAGGAGUUCAAGGGAUAUGUCUUCAAGAUCAUGGGAGGAUGUGACAAACAGGGUUUCCCAAUGAAACAGGGAGUUCUCACUCCUGGCCGUGUACGUCUCUUGCUUCACCGAGGCACCCCUUGCUUCAGAGGGUACGGUAGGAGAAACGGAGAGCGGAGAAGAAAGUCUGUCCGUGGAUGCAUAGUGAGCCCCGACCUCUCGGUCUUGAACCUUGUUAUUGUGAAAAAGGGUGAGAACGACCUUCCCGGGCUAACCGAUACCGAGAAGCCGAGAAUGAGAGGGCCGAAAAGGGCGUCGAAGAUCCGCAAAUUGUUCAACCUCUCCAAGGAGGACGAUGUCAGGAAAUACGUCAACACAUACCGCCGCACCUUCACAACCAAAACCGGGAAGAAGGUUAGUAAGGCACCCAAGAUACAGCGGCUGGUGACUCCAUUGACGCUGCAGAGGAAGAGGGCGAGAAUUGCGGAGAAGAAGAAGAGAAUCGCAAAGGCCAACUCUGACGCGGCUGAGUAUCAGAAGCUUCUGGCAACCCGUUUGAAGGAGCAGAGAGAGCGUCGCAGUGAGAGUUUGGCCAAGAAAAGGUCGAGGCUCUCUUCUGCUGCCUCCAAGCCUCCUGUUUCUGCUUAAAUUCUCACUUCCUGUUAUGUUUUGUUUUGUGUGGGAGAUUUCAUCUUUUGAGUUGUGUUUCAAAUGACAUGCAGAUAACAUUUUUGAAGGCUGUUUCUUUAUUUGCUA
Messenger RNA from Tarenaya hassleriana, 953 nucleotides. RefSeq names its product 40S ribosomal protein S6-2. The record is from RefSeq and is a predicted model, not a curated record. Gene Ontology annotation, biological process: translation. Bases 93 to 845 code for a protein of 250 amino acids. The transcript is spliced from 6 exons. Gene Ontology annotation, cellular component: ribosome. Gene Ontology annotation, molecular function: structural constituent of ribosome. Lineage: Eukaryota; Viridiplantae; Streptophyta; Magnoliopsida; Brassicales; Cleomaceae.